UCUGUCCGCAUUCUGCAACAUGGACAUGCCAGACUGCAGCUCUGUUCUUGAACUGGGUGAAGCGCUGAGACAAGGUCGCUUGGACGAUACUCCGCUUCGCCGCACCACCCCCUCGAUUGCUUCGUACGUCGACUCAUCCAUCGAGUCGAGAUAUGACAAGUGGCGGCGAUGCGACGACGCGAUUGCGCACUACAAAGCAAAUCAAACGUCGGAAACUCGACAGAAGGACUAUCUGCAAGUCGUACUGUGCUCGGGACGUGCGCUGUGUCCGGACGUGACGGAGUCGUGGGCAAAUUGCGUCAAGCACUGGAAGGGCGACCACGAGCUGCAAUGCCAGUUUAUCAAGCGAAUGGUGGAGCGCUGUAUGCGCGGCGAGGCCACCGAGAUGCUGCGCCUCAUGGACCCUGCCAAGUUCCCCAAGUCGUAGCAGUCAAGUCUAGAUUAAACCAAGUAUGCACAAUAUAGAGCGUGGAUGGAUUAUUGCGAC
This is a messenger RNA of Aphanomyces invadans, 487 nucleotides long. RefSeq lists its product as hypothetical. The transcript has 2 exons. NCBI's taxonomy places the organism in Eukaryota, Oomycota, Saprolegniomycetes, Saprolegniales, Verrucalvaceae. The coding region runs from base 20 to 427 and encodes 135 amino acids. The record is from RefSeq and is a predicted model, not a curated record.